CAGUAUGCUUCCACAUGCAAACAUUUUGAUUGUUGGAGUUUUAAUUGUGGUUCUUAAAAGUCCUGGAGGUGGUUCUACAGUUUCGCAUCCAGUCCUCACUAUGUCACCUGACUACAGAAUGUAUGUCAGAGGAGAAGCUGUGACUCUGAUGUGUAAUGCCUCGGGUGACUAUAAGACAAAACACUUCUAUUUUUAUAAGGACUCAAAGUAUUUGCAGACUGAUAACACACAUAUGCAUAGAAUCCACAGUCUGGCUUAUGACAAUAUUGGAAUUUAUGCCUGUGAGUUUUGGGAAGUCAGUUAUCAAUCUACCAGAAGCAACAAAAUCACUAUAUAUUUAACUGAAAUACCAUCAGCUCCAAGUAUUUUUCUGACUCCUUCACUUCCAUACAAUAGAGAAGACUCAUUCAAGAUGACAUGCUCACUACCCAAUGGUAUCACAAUAACGAAGACAUUGUUCUACAAAGUGGAACCUGGAGGAUCUCACAAACUGGCACAUAAUAAUGCAAUUUAUGUCAUAAAUAAGCCUGAUUUUAAGAUUGCUGGCAAAUACUUUUGCAUGUAUACUAUAGAGAUAAUGAAUAGAUAUAUUGAUUCAUUAGAAAGCCAAUCCAUUUUGGUCGAUAUAUAUGAUUUUGCAUUUUCAUCCACUUCAAUAACAUCAACAACAAAACCACUACAUGCCACUAAAGAUUUUGCAUUUUCAUCCACUUCAAUAACCUCAACAACAAAACCACUACAUACCACUAAAGCAGGAAUUGAUACAGUUAGCACUGAACUGAUGACUUCUGCUGUACAUGUGGGGAAAACACAGUUAAUAACAACCUAUUAUCCAAGUCAACCAACUAAUAUCACAAUUAAAGAAAACAUUCAGGAAAAUGCUUCAUCUUGGUUGAGUGUAAUGUUCAUCUUUUUCACAAGUUUUAUUCUGAUAAACAUCCUUAUCUUGGUUUACCUUUUCAUAAAACGUAAAACAAAGCAAACAGCCAUGUCACAUGUUUCUGAGCAUAUAGUUAAUAUCACUGAACUACAGCAUGCUCAAGCACUUCCAGAGGCCCCCUUCAUACCAGGGAACAGAGAAGACCUAGAGGAAAGUCAUUUGUACUCUGAAAUCGAUCCAACUACAACAGUUCUACCUCAGUCAUCACUUAUUUCAUUAUACGCAACUGAAAAGAAAAUUUACUUGAUACCACCGAUUUACAAGACAGACUUGUCUCAUCACUGUGGUUGAUUCAUUAAAACUGCAGGAAAGGAAAAAAAUAAUCUUUAUCCAACUUUUGAGUGUACUAGAAAGAUGCAUUACAGAGCAGCCAUGAUAAAUGUUAUUGGAUUUGUUUCAACUUUUAUUUUUUUCUUUAAAUAAUUUUUAUUGAAAUAGUUUUUCAGUUUACAACAAGACUAAAGUAUACAACACAUUACAAAUAGACAUAAUAAAAAAAAUAAAAAAAAAUGAUGCGCCUUCCAAAUUAUACUUUCACUGUUACUUAAAGUGGAGUUCCGGCCACAAUUUCACUUUUUAAAUAUAAUUUUCCCCUGUAAUACACAAGCCUAAU
Molecule: messenger RNA, 1553 nt
Organism: Rana temporaria (common frog)
Lineage: Eukaryota; Metazoa; Chordata; Amphibia; Anura; Ranidae
Exons: 10
Coding region: 5-1231 (408 amino acids)
Biological process (GO): cell surface receptor signaling pathway
Molecular function (GO): transmembrane signaling receptor activity
Source: RefSeq, a predicted model, not a curated record